AUGUUCUUUUUUUUUCCUGUGCGGGAGAGCAGGGCAACUUUUUAAUCAGUCCGCUGUACUUGCUCAAUAAAUGCUGCAUGUGUAUUUUCUUCCUAUUGUUGAAUCUCUGCCCCAAUAAACAACUGAUCCCAAUAUAGUAGGCAAUCACAUUUAACAACUCUCACAAACAUGAAAGUUUGUACUGUGUUCAACUGAUAUGGAGUUACAGGAAAUGUGUUUCCUUGUGGCCAUAUGAGCCAACAGUAUAAAAGUGCUCCCUGUUGCUUGACUAAAGAGAAGCGACAGAGAUAACCUGGUAUUCACUUUGACACUUUCUGACAGGAAACAUUAGUGUAACAGAUUAGUCCACCUAUUCUACUCCAUUAAACUUUGAGGGAAUCAUCAGUUCAUCACUAAGUGCUGUUUUUAACAACAAAGGGAUCUCGUCACCAUGGCAAUGUUUACAAUUUCCCUGCUUCUCUGUGCUGCGUUUGCUCUGAGCGGUGCAACAGAGGUUACAACUGUCACGGAAAACCACAUGGAACAGAGCUCACCUGCUGAGGUGGUGAAGGCGGAGAGGUGGGGCAGGGACUCUUGCCCACCUGGCUGGCUCAAGUACGGGGCACGGUGUUUCAUGUUUGUGCGUUCCGGCAAGACGUGGAUGAAUGCUGAGCGGUACUGUGUGCACUUCGGAGCAAACCUUGCAUCCAUCCACAGCUCUGAAGAGUAUCAUUUCGUGCAAGAGUUGAUCAUACUACAGACAGAAGACUUUACCCCUGCCUGGAUUGGAGGAUUUGACGCUGUUCAGAACCGAGUGUGGCUCUGGAGUGACGGCUCCAGAUUUGACUACAGGAACUGGCUCACAGGAGAACCCAAUAAUGGCGGUGGCAGAGAGCCAUGCAUGAUGAUGAACAAUGGAGGUGAAAAACGCUGGAAUGAUAUUCAAUGUGGAUCUAUAUUUCCAUCUGUGUGCUCCAAAAGGUUGUGUUAAAUCUGCCAUCAUAACAUCAACUGAACCACUUUUUUGUCAUUAAAACUGUACAGUAUUAUUGAAGAAUGUAAAUAUAUGGUAGGCCUAUAGUUUUUGUGAAUCAUAGUCGAGCAUGAGAUUUAACUGAAGGGGGAUUUUCUAUCAUGUAAAUAGGCUGUCGUCCAAUUUUUCAAUGAUGCUGAUCAUGUAAAAUGUCAUAGUGAAGUUUUGCUACUAAUAAAUAAUAUCCCUAA
Molecule: messenger RNA, 1203 nt
Organism: Oncorhynchus kisutch (coho salmon)
Lineage: Eukaryota; Metazoa; Chordata; Actinopteri; Salmoniformes; Salmonidae
Product: ladderlectin
Exons: 6
Coding region: 431-970 (179 amino acids)
Source: RefSeq, a predicted model, not a curated record